Molecule: messenger RNA, 1144 nt
Organism: Salvelinus sp. IW2-2015
Lineage: Eukaryota; Metazoa; Chordata; Actinopteri; Salmoniformes; Salmonidae
Product: fibroblast growth factor 11-like
Exons: 5
Coding region: 300-1106 (268 amino acids)
Biological process (GO): regulation of voltage-gated sodium channel activity
Cellular component (GO): nucleus; cytoplasm
Molecular function (GO): growth factor activity; sodium channel regulator activity
Source: RefSeq, a predicted model, not a curated record
GGUCUUUGUUUUGGGUGUUUUUUUUAGUGUUGCUGUAUYAAUUUAUCAUCACACUGGAGGGUCAACAUUGGAUGUUUGACUGCACUUGAACUUUCACCUUCUCCGGCUCUUUCCUUUUCCAGGGGGCUCUGAACCUAACCCCCAUAUCUGUAACACCGCGUAGAACCCCUCUCCCCCCUCUGGGGCUCUCCCUGGACCUUCCCAUCUCUCUCUGCUGCUUGAGGACAGAGACAGCCCCACCAGGAGAGGGGUUGUUGGGUAGGAAGACACCCCCCUCCCAAAGGUGAGAGGGGGGGAAGAUGGCAGCUCUCGCCAGCUCUCUCAUCAGACAGAAACGGGCGGUCAAGGACGACGGACAAAACCGACCUGUAGCCAACAAAAGGAAGCCCUGUCCCAAGAGCAACAAGUCUCUGUGCCAGAAACAGAUCUUAGUCCUUAUCUCUAAAGUACGGCUAUGUGGGGGUCGAAAAGGUCGAAACGAAAAGAGACCGGAGCCCCAGUUGAAAGGCAUCGUGACCAGGCUGUACAGUCAGCACGGAUACUACCUGCAGAUGCAGCCGGAUGGCACCAUGGAUGGCACAAGGGACGAAGGCAGCUCUUCUGUAACACAAUUCAACUUGAUUCCUGUGGGUCUGAGGAUCGUGGCGAUCCAGGGAGCGAAGACAGGGCUCUACCUGGGCAUGAACAGCGAGGGGUACCUCUACACCUCUGAACACUUCACUCCAGAGUGUAAGUUCAAGGAGAGUGUGUUUGAGAACUACUACGUGACCUACUCCUCCAUGCUCUACAGACAGAGCCAGUCGGGUCGCUCCUGGUAUAUCGGUAUCAACCGCGACGGACAGGUUAUGAAGGGCAACCGGGUGAAGAAGACCAAGGGAGCCGCACACUUCCUGCCUAAAGUCAUUGAAGUUGCCAUGUACAAGGAGCCAUCGCUACACGAACUAGUCAAUGAACAGAAAGAAAAAGAGAAGGAAAAAGAGAAGGAAAGAGAUAAAGACAGCCCUGCUCGGAAGACAGUGAAGACGUCAGAAGAACGUCAUGAAAUAACAUUCUCCAUCAAGAACUGCAGGAAAGAGAAAAAAGCUCCCAAGGCUGACGCCUCGUAGCACAGGGGACCUAGGGGAGGGGAGGGGGAGCAGUGACA